UGUUGAUCCGAUAACCUCUUUCUUUUCCCUGGUCGGUGUUGGUUACAUCGACAUCGCGAGCAAUUCCUAAUCAGUUUGUCGUCUGCUGCUCAAAUGGACCGACCACAAGACGUGUAAGUUUGCAUGUCUGUGAAGCCAAGUUUUGCCCGGCUAUACCCUACCGCGUCACACGCGUGCUCGACAGAGUUUGGGAGUGUUGACAAUAUCUUACAAUCCAGGGCUUACAAGUUGGGGGGACACCGCAGGACGCGGAUAAGACAGUGAUUCGUCCUCGGAAUAUACGGAUAAGCAAGUGAUUCACGCUCGGAAUAUAAGGAUGAGCAAGUGAUUCAUGCUCGGAAUAUACAGAUAAGCAAGUGAUUCCUACUCGGAAUAUACGGAUAAGCAAGAGAUUCACUCUCGAAAUACUAAGACUUCAUCGAAUUGAAGUAAAUGCCAGCGUUGAUAAAAGGAGCGUAACUCUGAUAUCUGAAAGACUAACCGACGCAGAAGUGAGCCAAUUUACAGAUAUGUGGUGCAUUCAUUUGUUUGUAUUUCUUACAACAGUUGUAUGCGCCGUCAGUGGUAAGUCAGCGUUAUAUUUCAGAAUACCUCAAAUUGGUACAUCGUGUAACACAAAGACAAAUGUUUUGUCUGACUCUCUUUGGUUCUUUAGCGGGCACAGAGUUGACAUAUAUAAACUUUAUACUUAUGAUAAAGACUUCAAAAUUUUAAUUUAUGAAAAUUUAUUUUUAAAAAAAAAAAAAAAAAAAAAAAUUUUUUAUAUGUUUAUCGUUUUAUCAUAAAUAAACGGAAUAAUUUUAAUGAAUUAUUUGUUUCUCUUCAUCUGCAAACAUCAUCCUUAUUUUGGUGGCGAGGGAGGUGACUGGGCGACUGAGGCCGCCCGCCACUUGGGUAUUUUUCGGACACACGGCACUUCCACUUACACACGUCUCAACUUCUCAAGUAGGCUAGAGAGGAAACAGGGCAUUUACCACCCAUAAACAACAUAUAACGUUACACACCUUAUUAAACAACAGCCCGUGCCGUCAACAAGAACAACAACAAUAUAAUCUUAAACCUUUGAACAAGGCUAAAAACUAUAUGUGUAUAUAUAUAUAUAUAUAUAUAUAUAUAUAUAUAUAUAUAUAUAUAUAUAUAUAUAAUAUAUUAUAUAUAAUAUAUAUAUUUUUAAAAAAAUAAAAAAAAAAAAAAAAAAAAAAGAACGAAAAAUUAAUUAAAAAAAAAAAAAAAAAAAAAAAUUUAUUUGAAAGACGCCUUUAAACCUACAGAUAGAUCUACAUGUGUCACAUUUGUUAAACAACCAACCAGGUGUGGUGCGUGACCCACUUCUUUAUCUUCAAAUUCCAAACCGCUAAUCCAGUUGAUCGGGAUUUUGAACUUUCUUUUUGCAGCGCAUGGCGCUUAACUUACUCCCACGCUUAUGCUAUGCCGCUACUGAUUAGGCUUAACCUUCGGGACAAAUCUAAAACCUAUUCUAUUAAUUUAGUAACAAAUAUUGAAGAGUGAAACUUAAGUCAUCGGGCACGUUGGUUGGCGUUAAAAUAACCAUACGAAAUAGUUCAACCAACUAAGGAUUGGCGUAGGUGAGGGUGAGUGUCGUGGUUAUUUAUAUAAGGAGAAAUUACAGAUAUUUAUUUAUAGGGAGGUGAUAUCAGGACAUGUACACCUUCCAGUAUUUGGAAAACUUAGAUUUCGAUUUUUGUCAAUGUGUACCACCGACGCCUACUUAGGUCCUCUAGUGCCGUUGUCAGAAGGCAUGGGAACCGUACGGAGCGACGGGAUAUCAUUAGACAUAUGUUAACCUAAUUUAGGUAUAGUAAAUAUAUAUAUAUAUAAAUAUCAGAAUAAUGACAAAAACAUUUUUUUUUUUAAAUUGACGUCUCGUAGCAGAGACAGAACUCGUUAUACUUGAAAUGAAUUUAUACAAAUUCCCCUGAAGUCAUAUUUAAUGGACAUCUCCCUUCUCCAACUUAUCCCAGGAUUUAAAAAAAAAAAAUAUUAUUUGAACUGCAGUCGAUGUAUGAUUAAUAUUUUAAAAAAUAAAAAUUAGAUAUUUUUUAAAAAUUGGUAGGUCUCCUAAAAAGUUUGAUGUUUACUCGUGGAAGCAAAUGAGGUGUAUAAUAAUUGAGCUAAGGAUUGAGGCAUUCAAUAACCUGAAAUCUAUCAGCAACUAAAACAUACCGACCAUAAACUUUUUAUUUUUAUGUUGUUGCUGUUUUGUUGUUUUGUUGUUGUUGUUUUUUUUAUUGUUUUUUUUUUGGGGUAGGGGGGUGGUAAAUGCAAUAAACUAAUAUGGUGGAUGAGAGCCCAGAUCUACUCACUGCCUACUCCACAGUGCGGGGGAUUGGGGUGAGGGUGGCUGACGUGAAUAUAUUCAGGUCAGCGAUCAAAUUUAAUCUUUUGACUAAGUAGAGAUAUAUUUUCAACGGGGAGGGGGGUAUGUUAGAAAUCAGACUGCAUCAACUAUUGCAAGACGUAUUUUUUGCUGGCAUCCGUCCGUCACAAUGUGACGAUGGAGUGGGCUUCGUAGGACGAAAUCCACAUAGCCUGGGAUUAUUAUAAUUGAAGGAUUAUAAGCUGGUUCCCAACAGCAAAUUGCCUCUCUCCACGCCGCUGGGUAGCCCAAGGGAACAUCAUUGGAUGAUACAGCUUGGCACCAGUGACGUCGCAGGAGUUGUCGGAAUGUUUCAUUGUAUCAAUGUUAUCCGCCUUUCGGGACUCCAUCUCCGGGUUCGAUUUCAGAGUUUCCUUCCCUUAGAUGAGUUGCCGUCCAAGGUUAACGAGUCCCAUCUACCCGGGGUGCUGGUGGUGUUUUUGCUCUAGCUGGAAUUGAACUCCAGACCACCAACUUGAGAUUUGCUCAGUUUAGGCCACCCAGCAAGACGUAUACUCCAUUAUUUUUAAGAUUUAAAGUUGACUGAAUAAGAAAUGUCAGAGACAGGGGGCUACGAUUGCAGCUACUAUGGUCAGUUGGGUUUUCUUGAGAACUAGCAAAACCAGUUUACAUGUUACCCAAGGCCAGUUGACUUGUUAGCAAAGGCCAGUUGACUUGUUAGCCAAGGCCAGUUGACUUGUUAGCAAACGCCAGUUGACUUGUUAGCAAAGGUCAGUUUACUUGUUAGCCAAGGCCAGUUGACUUGUUAGCCAAGGCCAGUUUACUUGUUAGCCAAGGCCAGUUGACAUUUUAGCCAAGGCCAGUUGACUUGUUAGCAAAGGCCAGUUGACAUGUUAGCCAAGGCCAGUUGACAUGUUAGCCAAGGCCAGUUGACAUGUUAGCCAAGGCCAGUUGACUUGUUAGCAAAGGCCAAUUGACUUGUUAGUCAAGACCAGUUGACUUGUUAGCCAAGGCCAGCACACAUGUUAGCAAAGACCAGCUGACUUGUUAGCAAAGGCCAGCUGACUUGUUAGCCUAGGCCAGUUGACUUGUUAGUCAAGGCCAGUGGACAUGUUAGCCAAGGCCAGUUGACUUGUUAGCCAAGGCCGGUUGACAUGUUAGCAAAGGCCAGUUUACAUUUUAGCCAAGGCCAGUUGACAUGUUAGCCAAGGCCAGUUGACUUGUUAGCCAAGGCCAGUUCACAUGUUAGCAAAGGCCAGUUUACAUGUUAGCAAAGGCCAGUUUACAUGUUAGCAAAGACCAGUUGACAUGUUAUAAAGGCCAGUUACUUGUUAGCCAAGACCGGUUGACAUGUUAGCAAAGGCCAGUUUUCAUGUUAGCAAAGGCCAGUUGACUUGUUAGCCAAGGCCAGUGGACAUGUUAGCAAAGGCCAGUUGACAUGUUAGCCAAGGCCAAUUGACUUGUUAGCCAAGGCUAGUUUGCAUGUUAGCAAAGGCCAGUUGACAUGUAAGCAAAGCCCAGUUGACUUGUUAACCAAGGCCAAUUGACUUGUUAGCCAAGGCCAGUUGACUUGUUAGCCAAGCCCAGUUUACAUUUUAGCCAAGGCCAGUUGACAUGUUAGCCAAGGCCAGUUGACUUGUUAACCAAUGCCAGUUGACAUGUUAGCCAAGGCCAGUUGACUUGUUAGCCAAGGCCAGUUGACUUGUUAGCCAAUGCCAGUUGACAUGUUAGCCAAGGCCAGUUGACUUGUUAGCCAAGGCCAGUUGACAUGUUAGCCAAGGCCAGUUGACAUGUUAGCAAAGGCCAGCUGACUUGUUAGCAAAGGCCAGCUGACUUGUUAGCAAAGGCCAGUGGACAUGUUAGCAAAGGCCAGUGGACAUGUUAGCAAAGGCCAGUGGACAUGUUAGCAAAGGCCAGUGGACAUUUUAGCAAAGAGGAGCGGCAGCUUGAGUUUUGGUCUUUUACUUAAUAUUUUUUUCAACCCCACAGAUCUCAUUAGCUAGACAAUAGUUCCAGCAGCAUGUUUUCUGACUGCAGAGUAUUUGUAAAAUAUCAAGCUACGUUGUACUUGUUUCUAAAAAAGAUAUCGUGACAUACAUAAUUCUAUAUAACGUAUCCUUGUUAGUUGAAAAUGAAAAUGAGUGAAACAAAUUUGAGGAAAACAUGAAGAAAGAACGCUACAAAAUAACGAACGUGUCGGCAAGAAGCCUUCAUCAGCGAACAAACAACAGUAAAAACAGAAUUAAAUAAAAAAUUCACUUAGUUAAAAUGUAGUAUCCGAGAGGACAUCAAGAGGAAAAGUUGAAAAUGAAACGAAACAAAUUCUGAAAACGGGGCACGGGACAACAUAAUCAACUGCAAUGUGUCAAGUUAGUUGAACAACUUCAUAAGUCGAACAGUUUCGUGACUUUUGCUGAAACUAUCAACUAAGGAUUUAAGAACAGUUUGAGUUUGAUGAGUUGUCUUUGAUUUCAACGUUGAUCAACACAAUGUUUAGUCAAAUUGUUGAAUGGAAGUAAACGGAAAAAUGAUUUGUCAGCUUGUCCAAUGGAAGUAAACGGACAAAUGAUUAGUCAGCGUGUCCAAUGGAAGUAAACGGACAAAUACAUGAUAAUAAUCAUGGGCAACCGCAGGAUUUUUUUAUUUUGUUUGGUCAUGUCAUCAGUGGCUUGUCAAUCUGAUGGUAUACAAGAGCCAAAGUUUGCUAGUAUUAUGCUUGGGCAGUGGUCAGAUAUCGCCUACUUAGUCUGGUUUGUGCUUCGUGAGGCAACCACUGAAAAUAAGAUUGUUUCCACGACGCUUGCCAUUCACCUGUUUACAUUACUGGCUUGUUUUUAUCUUCAAAAUCUUCGUAUGCAGUUUUCUGGGUAUCUUAAAGCAGUGGUCCCCAAAUGGGGGUCCGUGGACCUUCACUAGUCCGCAUGCCUAACGCUGCCGGUCCCCAUAACAUAAAUAUCUAUUGUCAAAUAGAAAUAAAAGUAUAAAAAUAAAUCAUGCACCGGACCCUGGUAAAAUUUCGAAACUUGUUCACCGGUCCGCCAAACUUAAAAGUUUGGGAACCACUGUCUUAAAGGACAAGCAAGAGCAACUGCCAGAGGAAGAUAUGUACAGGGAAUUAUUUAUGUAUCUUGUUAUUGUCUGGCCUUACUGUUUUAUGGAACGGUUGUGUGGAGGGGGCGGUCAACGCCGGGCUGCACUUUUUCUAUAUAAUAUUGAAGGGCAGAAUUUUCGGCCAACCUCAGAAUUGUUCGUCGGAGGCAGCAAAAAUCUUGACACACCUCGGGUGGCCCAAAACCUAGCUACACUCCUGUCUGGCCUUAAGCUUACAAUGUUGUUGACUUAAGAGACUCCUGCUUAGAGGAAUGUGUUUGAGUCAGACGUUGACCGUGACUACCGAUAUCACUUCGAUGAUCUAGUCACAAAACUUCACUUUCCUCCCUUACAUGUCACGGUACCACCUUCAUCUAAAAUUGUGUACAAACAUUUGAAAUAGAUAUCUGUUUAUAUAUUAUCUACUGUAUGUCUUGAAUACAACAACUGAAAAUCCAAGCAUGGAAAAGAAAAGGAUUAGUUAGAUCUGAGUGGAAGGAAGUAGUGAGGCAGGCUAAGGCCCUACAUGGGCUGUAUGGCUGUCUUGAAUUACAUUAUGAAAGUUUAGCUCAGCCUAAGUAGUAGACAGUAAGGCAGUAGGUGAAAAUAAUGGAUUGCAUUCCUCUCCUGGUCCCUUGGAUACUACAUUGCAAGCUAAGUGUUAUUUUGAUUUUUAUAUUAUUUUACUGUUGUUUGUUCGCUGAAGACGGCUUCUCGGCAACACGUUCGUUGUUGUGUUGUUUCUUUUUAUAAGGAUUUCCCAUACUUUGUUUGUUUCACUAUUUUCCUUCUACCUAACUUGUUUGCAGUCUCUCCCCCUUAUAAUCAUUUACUCCAAUAAAUCUAAUGAAUAUGUUCAACUUGGUCGAUUUGUUUACCUGAAUUUCACAAUCAGAAAUGCAAGAAUCUCUUUAAAGUUUAAAGUACUGACUGCUUUAAACAAUCAUUAAAAUUUCAGCCAACUUCUACGACAUUUUCCGGCCAUGCUGUCACGAAGGCGCCCAGUGGUCAAGUGCCAGUGGCCGGUGUGAUAAUUACCCAGCUCCUGUGUUUAACAUAUCAGAUAAUGACCAGGCCGCAUGUUUAGCCAUUAUCGAGGUAAGUUAAAUGACCAAAAAAAAAAAAAGGACUGUGGACCAUACUUUACUGUCUGUGUUUGACCAAAUUAAUUAUUUGGUGAUGUAAGUGCCAGUGGCCGGUGUGAUAAUUACCCAGCUCCUGUGUUUAACAUAUCAGAUAAUGACCAGGCCGCAUGUUUAGCCAUUAUCGAGGUAAGUUAAAUGACCAAAAAAAAAAAAAAAGGACUGUGGACCAUACUUUACUGUCUGUGUUUGACCAAAUUAAUUAUUUGGUGAUGCAUUUUCAUAUCCUCUCUGGCGAUCCAAUUGUUUGAUUUUUAAAAAAAAAUUACAUUUGGUGUUUGUAUUUGGUUGGAAAAUGACGAGACUCUGGAAAAUGAGGAGACUCUGGAAAAGGACGAGACUCUGGAAAAUGACGAGACUGGGAAAUGAGGAGAUGAACUCCUCUGUCCGCCGUUUUCUUUAUGAAGUUAGGUAGAGACAACCGUGAGACAUAAUGUUCGAUGUUAAAAACGCUAUACUUAUAGGACUGCUCUUAUAGGACUGCUCUAAUAGGACUGCUCUUAUAGGACUGCUCUUAUAGGACUGCUCUUAUAUGACUACUCUUAUAGGACUACUCUUAUAGGACUGCUCUUUGAAGUUUCUUUUUAACCGAGCCAGGCUAGACUUCUAAAUGUUUGAUGUUAAACUGAGACGGGCCAAAUGUCUUAUAAAUAAAACCUCGAGAAUGUUUGUGAUCUCUCAAUGACACAGACUCAUCUGGUCUUUAUAUAAACAGACUCCUGUAAAAACUAGAGAUGGUAAUGUAACGUAAAUGUGUUACUAUUUCAGGUGUGUUGUAAAUAUGUUACUAUUUCAGGUGUGUUGUAAUUGUGUUACUAUUUCAAGUGUGUUCUAAAUGUGUUACUAUUUCAGGCGUGUUGUAAAUGUGUUACUAUUUCAGAUGGGUUGUAAAUGUGUUACUAUUUCAGAUGGGUUGUAAAUGUGUUACUAUUUCAGGUGUGUUGUAAUUGUGUUACUAUUUCAGGUGUGUUGUAAAUGUGUUACUAUUUCAGAUGUGUUGUAAAUGUGUUACUAUUUCAGGCGUGUUAUAAAUGUGUUACUAUUUCAAGUGUGUUGUAAAUGUGUUACUUUUUCCAGGUGUGUUGUAAAUGUGUUACUAUUUCAGGUGCGUUGUAAAUGUGUUACUAUUUCAGGCGUGUUGUAAAUGUGUUACUAUUUCAAGUAUGUUGUAAAUGUGUUACUUUUUCUGGUGUGUUGUAAAUGUGUUACUAUUUCAGGUGCGUUGUAAAUGUGUUACUAUUUCAGGCGUGUUGUAAAUGGGUUACUAUUUCAAGUAUGUUGUAAAUGUGUUACUAUUUCAAGUGCGUUGUAAAUGUGCUACUAUUUCAGGUUUGUUGCAUGAAGCAAACUCAUCUACAGACAUGCGAGGAUGGCAAACAGACAGCGUUGGAAAAUCAAGUUUGUGCCAUCAGAGAUUCUGAUCCAGGGGCUGAACAAUUUAGAGUGAGUAAACACUUCCAUGUCCGGCGUGGGGGGUGGGGGGGGAUGUCAAAAUAGAAAUUAUGAAUAUGUUUCAAUUUGAAAAAUACCCCGCGUUUAAAUAUCUUCUAAUUUAAAAAUAAAUUUGCAUGAACAUAUUUAUUCUUCUUUAUGAGUCUUUCUUCACUUAGACAUAGCUAAUUUUGUUCACAUAGCCAAUUGACUAGAUCUAGUUUUACUAGAGGUAACGUAUUUAGUUUGUCAGGUCAAUGCAUACAGUGCACUGAAAAGCGGUAAAGGCAUUCUUCUUCGUGAUUCAGUUUUGAUUAGGCCUACAUUAAUACGCAUAGGCAUAUGGCAUGCCGCUCUGGACACGUGAGAUGUUAAGGACUUGCAAUAAAAAUUAAUAAUUAGGUUUUAUUUAUUCACUUCUUCAACACCAGAGAGGCUUACACGUGACUUAAAAAGAAGGCAUCAUAAUUGGGUGACUUAACUUCAUUUAACUCAGUUAAUUUUAAUGAAAUUGAUUUUUAAUCCCUUCAUCUAGGAAUGCUGUAACUGCUGCCAACUUGGAUUAGUUGCACGAACGGCCACGCCAUCCUGUGUGUCGCCUGGAUUUGGCGAGCCCUGUGAUUCCAAGUACAGGGAAUGUUGUAACGGAGAUUCAGGCGGAGACAACUCAACAACCCCUGGUUGGUCCCAAUCUUGUUUCGCUGGGAUUUAUAAGCUUGAUGGAGAUUUUUCUAAAAGCUUUAAGAAUGAAAUAUCAAGAAAUCGCUUUUAAUCAGGCUCACUUCCUACAGUAGGCCAGAGUCCUAUACUUUUUAAAUGGACUAAUAACAAGAUUGGCUUUUUAAAAGUUAAAAUUUUUGUGUUGAGUUAAAGAUCAAUUCAAAAUUUUACUUCUGCAUAAAAUUAAACACAGCAAAUUAAAGAAAAUAUGAAAACAUACAGAUUUAAGGCCUAUUUGUUAAAAAAAUUCCUUUUGUUCUAUACAGCAUAUAUCUUUGACCCUUUUACAACCAACAUUUACAACAACUAUGUCGAGAAUACAACCUCUUUCUCAACCGAUCCCAACAACUAUGUUCAUGACCAAGACCAGACGAGUCCUGCUGACGAUGGAUCAGAUGAGGACAUCGAUGAGUGUGCUUUGUUCCGGGAACAGGUCUGCUCACACAUCUGUGUCAAUACAAAAGUAGGAUUCUACUGCUCAUGUCCAGACGGCCUUAAACUUGAUCCCAGCAACAACAGGACAUGCAUGCAGACUGAAGUUGAGAAUAAACCAGGUAACCAUAGACACACAAUUUUACCAUCACAAGUAUCCGUUUCCAUUUAUGUUUAAAUCACAAGUCUUAGUUUCUGUACAUAUUUACAUCACAAGUCUUAGUUUCUGUACAUAUUUAAAUCACAGGUUUUAUUUUCUGUACAUAUUUAAAUCACAGGUUUUAGUUUAUGUACAUAUUUAAAUCACAGGUUUUAUUUUCUGUACAUAUUUAAAUCACAGGUUUUAGUUUAUGUACAUAUUUACAUCACAGGUUUUAUUUUCUGUACAUAUUUAAAUCACAUGUUUUAGUUUAUAUACAUCUUUAGAUCACAGGUUUUAGUUUCUGUACAUAUUUAAAUCACAGGUUUUAGUUUAUGUACAUAUUUACAUCACAUGUUUUAGUUUAUGAACAUCUUGACAUCACAGGACUUAGUUUAUGUACAUAUUUACAUGAUAGGUUUUAGUUUAUGUACAUAUUUAAAUCACAUGUUUUAGUUUAUAUACAUCUUUAGAUCACAGGUUUUAGUUUCUGUACAUAUUUAAAUCACAGGUUUUAGUUUAUGUACAUCUUUACAUCAUAGGUUUUAGUUUAUGUACAUAUUUAAAUCACAUGUUUUAUUUUCUGUACAUAUUUAAAUCACAGGUUUUAGUUUAUGUACAUCUUGACAUCACAGGUUUUAUUUUCUGUACAUAUUUAAAUCAUAGGUUUUAUUUUCUGUACAUAUUUAAAUCACAGGUAUUAUUUUCUGUACAUAUUUAAAUCACAGGUUUUAGUUUAUGUACAUAUUUACAUCAUAGGUUUUAUUUUCUGUACAUAUUUAAAUCACAGGUUUUAGUUUAUGUACAUAUUUAAAUCACAGGUUUUAGUUUAUGUACAUAUUUACAUCAUAGGUUUUAUUUUCUGUACAUAUUUAAAUCACAGGUUUUAUUUUCUGUACAUAUUUAAAUCACAGGUUUUAGUUUAUGUACAUAUUUACAUCAUAGGUUUUAGUUUAUGUACAUCUUGACAUCACAGGUUUUAUUUUCUGUACAUAUUUAAAUCACAGGUUUUAGUUUAUGUACAUAUUUAAAUCACAGGUUUUAGUUUAUGUACAUAUUUACAUCAUAGGUUUUAGUUUAUGUACAUAUUUAAAUCACAGGUUUUAUUUUCUGUACAUAUUUAAAUCACAGGUUUUAGUUUAUGUACAUAUUUACAUCAUAGGUUUUAGUUUAUGUACAUAUUUAAAUCACAGGUUUUAUUUUCUGUACAUAUUUAAAUCACAGGUUUUAGUUUAUGUACAUAUUUACAUCACAGGUUUUAUUUUCUGUACAUAUUUAAAUCACAGGUUUUAUUUUAUGUACAUAUUUAAAUCACAGGUUUUAGUUUAUGUACAUAUUUACAUCAUAGGUUUUAUUUUCUGUACAUAUUUAAAUCACAGGUUUUAUUUUCUGUACAUAUUUAAAUCACAGGUUUUAGUUUAUGUACAUAUUUACAUCAUAGGUUUUAUUUUCUGUACAUAUUUAAAUCACAGGUUUUAUUUUCUGUACAUAUUUAAAUCACAGGUUUUAGUUUAUGUACAUAUUUACAUCAUAGGUUUUAGUUUAUGUACAUAUUUAAAUCACAGGUUUUAUUUUCUGUACAUAUUUAAAUCACAGGUUUUAGUUUAUGUACAUAUUUACAUCAUAGGUUUUAUUUUCUGUACAUAUUUAAAUCACAGGUUUUAUUUUCUGUACAUAUUUAAAUCACAGGUUUUAGUUUAUGUACAUAUUUACAUCAUAGGUUUUAGUUUAUGUACAUAUUUAAAUCACAGGUUUUAUUUUCUGUACAUAUUUAAAUCACAGGUUUUAGUUUAUGUACAUAUUUACAUCAUAGGUUUUAGUUUAUGUACAUAUUUAAAUCACAGGUUUUAUUUUCUGUACAUAUUUAAAUCACAGGUUUUAGUUUAUGUACAUAUUUACAUCAUAGGUUUUAGUUUAUGUACAUAUUUAAAUCACAGGUUUUAUUUUCUGUACAUAUUUAAAUCACAGGUUUUAGUUUAUGUACAUAUUUACAUCAUAGGUUUUAGUUUAUGUACAUAUUUAAAUCACAGGUUUUAUUUUCUGUACAUAUUUAAAUCACAGGUUUUAGUUUAUGUACAUAUUUAAAUCACAUGUUUUAGUUUAUGUACAUCUUUACAUCAUAGGUUUUAGUUUAUGUACAUAUUUAAAUCACAGGUUUUAUUUUCUGUACAUAUUUAAAUCACAGGUUUUAGUUUAUGUACAUCUUGACAUCACAGGUUUUAUUUUCUGUACAUAUUUAAAUCACAGGUUUUAAUUUCUGUACAUAUUUAAAUCACAGGUUUUAGUUUAUGUACAUAUUUACAUCAUAGGUUUUAGUUUAUGUACAUAUUUAAAUCACAGGUUUUAUUUUCUGUACAUAUUUAAAUCACAGGUUUUAGUUUAUGUACAUCUUUACAUCAUAGGUUUUAGUUUAUGUACAUAUUUAAAUCACAUGUUUUAUUUUCUGUACAUAUUUAAAUCACAGGUUUUAGUUUAUGUACAUCUUGACAUCACAGGUUUUAUUUUCUGUACAUAUUUAAAUCAUAGGUUUUAUUUUCUGUACAUAUUUAAAUCACAGGUAUUAUUUUCUGUACAUAUUUAAAUCACAGGUUUUAGUUUAUGUACAUAUUUACAUCAUAGGUUUUAUUUUCUGUACAUAUUUAAAUCACAGGUUUUAGUUUAUGUACAUAUUUAAAUCACAGGUUUUAGUUUAUGUACAUAUUUACAUCAUAGGUUUUAUUUUCUGUACAUAUUUAAAUCACAGGUUUUAUUUUCUGUACAUAUUUAAAUCACAGGUUUUAGUUUAUGUACAUAUUUACAUCAUAGGUUUUAGUUUAUGUACAUCUUGACAUCACAGGUUUUAUUUUCUGUACAUAUUUAAAUCACAGGUUUUAGUUUAUGUACAUAUUUAAAUCACAGGUUUUAGUUUAUGUACAUAUUUACAUCAUAGGUUUUAGUUUAUGUACAUAUUUAAAUCACAGGUUUUAUUUUCUGUACAUAUUUAAAUCACAGGUUUUAGUUUAUGUACAUAUUUACAUCAUAGGUUUUAGUUUAUGUACAUAUUUAAAUCACAGGUUUUAUUUUCUGUACAUAUUUAAAUCACAGGUUUUAGUUUAUGUACAUAUUUACAUCAUAGGUUUUAGUUUAUGUACAUAUUUAAAUCACAGGUUUUAUUUUCUGUACAUAUUUAAAUCACAGGUUUUAGUUUAUGUACAUAUUUACAUCAUAGGUUUUAGUUUAUGUACAUAUUUAAAUCACAGGUUUUAUUUUCUGUACAUAUUUAAAUCACAGGUUUUAGUUUAUGUACAUAUUUACAUCAUAGGUUUUAGUUUAUGUACAUAUUUAAAUCACAGGUUUUAUUUUCUGUACAUAUUUAAAUCACAGGUUUUAGUUUAUGUACAUAUUUACAUCAUAGGUUUUAGUUUAUGUACAUAUUUAAAUCACAGGUUUUAUUUUCUGUACAUAUUUAAAUCACAGGUUUUAGUUUAUGUACAUAUUUACAUCAUAGGUUUUAGUUUAUGUACAUAUUUAAAUCACAGGUUUUAUUUUCUGUACAUAUUUAAAUCACAGGUUUUAGUUUAUGUACAUAUUUACAUCACAGGUUUUAUUUUCUGUACAUAUUUAAAUCACAGGUUUUAUUUUAUGUACAUAUUUAAAUCACAGGUUUUAGUUUAUGUACAUAUUUACAUCAUAGGUUUUAUUUUCUGUACAUAUUUAAAUCACAGGUUUUAUUUUCUGUACAUAUUUAAAUCACAGGUUUUAGUUUAUGUACAUAUUUACAUCAUAGGUUUUAGUUUAUGUACAUAUUUAAAUCACAGGUUUUAUUUUCUGUACAUAUUUAAAUCACAGGUUUUAGUUUAUGUACAUAUUUACAUCAUAGGUUUUAGUUUAUGUACAUAUUUAAAUCACAGGUUUUAUUUUCUGUACAUAUUUAAAUCACAGGUUUUAGUUUAUGUACAUCUUGACAUCACAGGUUUUAUUUUCUGUACAUAUUUAAAUCACAGGUUUUAAUUUCUGUACAUAUUUAAAUCACAGGUUUUAGUUUAUGUACAUAUUUACAUCAUAGGUUUUAGUUUAUGUACAUAUUUAAAUCACAGGUUUUAUUUUCUGUACAUAUUUAAAUCACAGGUUUUAGUUUAUGUACAUAUUUACAUCAUAGGUUUUAUUUUCUGUACAUAUUUAAAUCACAGGUUUUAGUUUAUGUACAUAUUUAAAUCACAGGUUUUAGUUUAUGUACAUAUUUACAUCAUAGGUUUUAUUUUCUGUACACAUUUAAAUCACAGGUUUUAUUUUCUGUACAUAUUUACAUCACAGGUUUUAGUUUAUGUACAUAUUUAUAUCACAGGUUUUAGUUUAUGUACAUCUUAACAUCACAGGUUUUAUUUUCUGUACAUAUUUAAAUCACAGGUUUUAUUUUCUGUACAUAUUUAAAUCACAGGUUUUAGUUUAUGUACAUAUUUACAUCAUAGGUUUUAUUUUCUGUACAUAUUUAAAUCACAGGUUUUAGUUUAUGUACAUAUUUAAAUCACAGGUUUUAGUUUAUGUACAUAUUUAAAUCACAGGUUUUAGUUUAUGUACAUAUUUACAUCAUAGGUUUUAGUUUAUGUACAUAUUUAAAUCACAGGUUUUAUUUUCUGUACAUAUUUAAAUCAUAGGUUUUAGUUUAUGUACAUAUUUAAAUCACAGGUUUUAUUUUCUGUACAUAUUUACAUCAUAGGUUUUAUUUUCUGUACAUAUUUAAAUCACAGGUUUUAGUUUAUGUACAUAUUUAAAUCACAGGUUUUAGUUUAUGUACAUAUUUACAUCAUAGGUUUUAUUUUCUGUAUAUAUUUAAAUCACAUGUUUUAGUUUAUGUACAUAUUUACAUCAUAGGUUUUAGUUUAUGUACAUAUUUAAAUCACAGGUUUUAGUGUAUGUACAUCUUUACAUCACAGGUUUUAGUUUAUGUACAUAUUUAAAUCACAGGUUUUAGUUUAUGUACAUCUUUAUAUCAUAGGUUUUAAUUUAUGUACAUAUUUAAAUAACAGGUUUUAUUUUCUGUACAUAUUUAAAUCACAGGUUUUAGUUUAUGUACAUCUUGACAUCACAGGUUUUAUUUUCUGUACAUAUUUAAAUCAUAGGUUUUAUUUUCUGUACAUAUUUAAAUCACAGGUAUUAUUUUCUGUACAUAUUUAAAUCACAGGUUUUAGUUUAUGUACAUAUUUACAUCAUAGGUUUUAUUUUCUGUACAUAUUUAAAUCACAGGUUUUAGUUUAUGUACAUAUUUAAAUCACAGGUUUUAGUUUAUGUACAUAUUUACAUCAUAGGUUUUAUUUUCUGUACAUAUUUAAAUCACAGGUUUUAUUUUCUGUACAUAUUUAAAUCACAGGUUUUAGUUUAUGUACAUAUUUACAUCAUAGGUUUUAGUUUAUGUACAUCUUGACAUCACAGGUUUUAUUUUCUGUACAUAUUUAAAUCACAGGUUUUAGUUUAUGUACAUAUUUAAAUCACAGGUUUUAGUUUAUGUACAUAUUUACAUCAUAGGUUUUAGUUUAUGUACAUAUUUAAAUCACAGGUUUUAUUUUCUGUACAUAUUUAAAUCACAGGUUUUAGUUUAUGUACAUAUUUACAUCAUAGGUUUUAGUUUAUGUACAUAUUUAAAUCACAGGUUUUAUUUUCUGUACAUAUUUAAAUCACAGGUUUUAGUUUAUGUACAUAUUUACAUCAUAGGUUUUAGUUUAUGUACAUAUUUAAAUCACAGGUUUUAUUUUCUGUACAUAUUUAAAUCACAGGUUUUAGUUUAUGUACAUAUUUACAUCACAGGUUUUAUUUUCUGUACAUAUUUAAAUCACAGGUUUUAUUUUAUGUACAUAUUUAAAUCACAGGUUUUAGUUUAUGUACAUAUUUACAUCAUAGGUUUUAUUUUCUGUACAUAUUUAAAUCACAGGUUUUAUUUUCUGUACAUAUUUAAAUCACAGGUUUUAGUUUAUGUACAUAUUUACAUCAUAGGUUUUAGUUUAUGUACAUAUUUAAAUCACAGGUUUUAUUUUCUGUACAUAUUUAAAUCACAGGUUUUAGUUUAUGUACAUAUUUACAUCAUAGGUUUUAUUUUCUGUACAUAUUUAAAUCACAGGUUUUAUUUUCUGUACAUAUUUAAAUCACAGGUUUUAGUUUAUGUACAUAUUUACAUCAUAGGUUUUAGUUUAUGUACAUAUUUAAAUCACAGGUUUUAUUUUCUGUACAUAUUUAAAUCACAGGUUUUAGUUUAUGUACAUAUUUACAUCAUAGGUUUUAUUUUCUGUACAUAUUUAAAUCACAGGUUUUAUUUUCUGUACAUAUUUAAAUCACAGGUUUUAGUUUAUGUACAUAUUUACAUCAUAGGUUUUAGUUUAUGUACAUAUUUAAAUCACAGGUUUUAUUUUCUGUACAUAUUUAAAUCACAGGUUUUAGUUUAUGUACAUAUUUACAUCACAGGUUUUAUUUUCUGUACAUAUUUAAAUCACAGGUUUUAUUUUAUGUACAUAUUUAAAUCACAGGUUUUAGUUUAUGUACAUAUUUACAUCAUAGGUUUUAUUUUCUGUACAUAUUUAAAUCACAGGUUUUAUUUUCUGUACAUAUUUAAAUCACAGGUUUUAGUUUAUGUACAUAUUUACAUCAUAGGUUUUAGUUUAUGUACAUAUUUAAAUCACAGGUUUUAUUUUCUGUACAUAUUUAAAUCACAGGUUUUAGUUUAUGUACAUAUUUACAUCAUAGGUUUUAGUUUAUGUACAUAUUUAAAUCACAGGUUUUAUUUUCUGUACAUAUUUAAAUCACAGGUUUUAGUUUAUGUACAUCUUGACAUCACAGGUUUUAUUUUCUGUACAUAUUUAAAUCACAGGUUUUAAUUUCUGUACAUAUUUAAAUCACAGGUUUUAGUUUAUGUACAUAUUUACAUCAUAGGUUUUAGUUUAUGUACAUAUUUAAAUCACAGGUUUUAUUUUCUGUACAUAUUUAAAUCACAGGUUUUAGUUUAUGUACAUAUUUACAUCAUAGGUUUUAUUUUCUGUACAUAUUUAAAUCACAGGUUUUAGUUUAUGUACAUAUUUAAAUCACAGGUUUUAGUUUAUGUACAUAUUUACAUCAUAGGUUUUAUUUUCUGUACACAUUUAAAUCACAGGUUUUAUUUUCUGUACAUAUUUACAUCACAGGUUUUAGUUUAUGUACAUAUUUAUAUCACAGGUUUUAGUUUAUGUACAUCUUAACAUCACAGGUUUUAUUUUCUGUACAUAUUUAAAUCACAGGUUUUAUUUUCUGUACAUAUUUAAAUCACAGGUUUUAGUUUAUGUACAUAUUUACAUCAUAGGUUUUAUUUUCUGUACAUAUUUAAAUCACAGGUUUUAGUUUAUGUACAUAUUUAAAUCACAGGUUUUAGUUUAUGUACAUAUUUAAAUCACAGGUUUUAGUUUAUGUACAUAUUUACAUCAUAGGUUUUAGUUUAUGUACAUAUUUAAAUCACAGGUUUUAUUUUCUGUACAUAUUUAAAUCAUAGGUUUUAGUUUAUGUACAUAUUUAAAUCACAGGUUUUAUUUUCUGUACAUAUUUACAUCAUAGGUUUUAUUUUCUGUACAUAUUUAAAUCACAGGUUUUAGUUUCUGUACAUAUUUAAAUCACAGGUUUUAGUUUAUGUACAUCUUUACAUCAUAGGUUUUAGUUUAUGUACAUAUUUAAAUCACAUGUUUUAUUUUCUGUACAUAUUUAAAUCACAGGUUUUAGUUUAUGUACAUCUUGACAUCACAGGUUUUAUUUUCUGUACAUAUUUAAAUCAUAGGUUUUAUUUUCUGUACAUAUUUAAAUCACAGGUAUUAUUUUCUGUACAUAUUUAAAUCACAGGUUUUAGUUUAUGUACAUAUUUACAUCAUAGGUUUUAUUUUCUGUACAUAUUUAAAUCACAGGUUUUAGUUUAUGUACAUAUUUAAAUCACAGGUUUUAGUUUAUGUACAUAUUUACAUCAUAGGUUUUAUUUUCUGUACAUAUUUAAAUCACAGGUUUUAUUUUCUGUACAUAUUUAAAUCACAGGUUUUAGUUUAUGUACAUAUUUACAUCAUAGGUUUUAGUUUAUGUACAUCUUGACAUCACAGGUUUUAUUUUCUGUACAUAUUUAAAUCACAGGUUUUAGUUUAUGUACAUAUUUAAAUCACAGGUUUUAGUUUAUGUACAUAUUUACAUCAUAGGUUUUAGUUUAUGUACAUAUUUAAAUCACAGGUUUUAUUUUCUGUACAUAUUUAAAUCACAGGUUUUAGUUUAUGUACAUAUUUACAUCAUAGGUUUUAGUUUAUGUACAUAUUUAAAUCACAGGUUUUAUUUUCUGUACAUAUUUAAAUCACAGGUUUUAGUUUAUGUACAUAUUUACAUCAUAGGUUUUAUUUUCUGUACAUAUUUAAAUCACAGGUUUUAGUUUAUGUACAUAUUUAAAUCACAGGUUUUAGUUUAUGUACAUAUUUACAUCAUAGGUUUUAUUUUCUGUACAUAUUUAAAUCACAGGUUUUAUUUUCUGUACAUAUUUAAAUCACAGGUUUUAGUUUAUGUACAUAUUUACAUCAUAGGUUUUAGUUUAUGUACAUCUUGACAUCACAGGUUUUAUUUUCUGUACAUAUUUAAAUCACAGGUUUUAGUUUAUGUACAUAUUUAAAUCACAGGUUUUAGUUUAUGUACAUAUUUACAUCAUAUGUUUUAGUUUAUGUACAUAUUUAAAUCACAGGUUUUAUUUUCUGUACAUAUUUAAAUCAUAGGUUUUAGUUUAUGUACAUAUUUAAAUCACAGGUUUUAUUUUCUGUACAUAUUUAAAUCACAGGUUUUAGUUUAUGUACAUCUUGACAUCACAGGUUUUAUUUUCUGUACAUAUUUACAUCAUAGGUUUUAGUUUAUGUACAUAUUUAAAUCACAGGUUUUAUUUUCUGUACAUAUUUAAAUCAUAGGUUUUAGUUUAUGUACAUAUUUAAAUCACAGGUUUUAUUUUCUGUACAUAUUUACAUCAUAGGUUUUAUUUUCUGUACAUAUUUAAAUCACAGGUUUUAGUUUAUGUACAUAUUUAAAUCACAGGUUUUAGUUUAUGUACAUAUUUACAUCAUAGGUUUUAUUUUCUGUAUAUAUUUAAAUCACAUGUUUUAGUUUAUGUACAUAUUUACAUCAUAGGUUUUAGUUUAUGUACAUAUUUAAAUCACAGGUUUUAGUGUAUGUACAUCUUUACAUCACAGGUUUUAGUUUAUGUACAUAUUUAAAUCACAGGUUUUAGUUUAUGUACAUCUUUAUAUCAUAGGUUUUAGUUUAUGUACAUAUUUAAAUAACAGGUUUUAUUUUCUGUACAUAUUUAAAUCACAGGUUUUAGUUUAUGUACAUAUUUACAUCAUAGGUUUUAUUUUCUGUACAUAUUUACAUCACAGGUUUUAUUUUCUGUACAUAUUUACAUCACAGGUUUUAUUUUCUGUACAUAUUUAAAUCACAGGUUUUAUUUUCUGUACAUAUUUAAACAACAGGUUUUAGUUUAUGUACAUAUUUACAUCAUAGGUUUUAUUUUCUGUACAUAUUUAAAUCACAGGUUUUAAUUUAUGUACAUAUUUACAUCACAGGUUUUAUUUUCUGUACAUAAUUAAAUCACAGGUUUUAGUUUAUGUACAUAUUUACAUCACAUGUUUUAGUUUAUGUACAUAUUUAAAUCACAGGUUUUAGUUUAAGUACAUAUUUACAUCACAUGUUUUAGUUUAUGUACAUAUUUAAAUCACAGGUUUUAGUUUAUGUACAUAUUUAAAUCACAUGUUUUAGUUAAUGUACAUAUUUAAAUCACAUGUUUUAGUUUAUGUACAUAUUUAAAUCACAUGUUUUAGUUUAUUUACAUAUUUAAAUCACAGGUUUUAGUUUAAGUACAUAUUUACAUCACAGGUUUUAGUUUAUGUACAUCUUUAAAUCACAGGUUUUAGUUUAAGUACAUCUUUACAUCACAUGUUUUAGUUUCUGUAUAUAUUUAAAUCACAUGUUUUAGUUUAUGUACAUAUUUACAUCACAUGUUUUAGUUUAUGUACAUAUUUACAUCACAUUUUUUAGUUUAUGUACAUAUUUACAUCACAUGUUUUAGUUUAUGUACAUAUUUAAAUCACAUGUUUUAGUUUAUGUACAUAUUUACAUGAUAGGUUUUAGUUUAUGUUCAUAUUUGCAUCACAUGUUUUAGUUUCUGUACAUAUUUACAUCACAUGUUUUAGUUUAUGUACAUCUUUACAUCACAGGUUUUAGUUUCUGUACAUAUUUAUAUCACAGGUCUUAGUUUCUGUACAUAUUUAUAUCACAUGUUUUAUUUUCUGUACAUCUUUACAUCACAGUUCUUAGUUUCUGUACAUAUUUACAUCACACGUUUUAGUUUAUGUACAUCUUUACAUCACAGGUUUUAUUUUCUGCACAUCUUUACAUCACAUGUUUUAGUUUCUGUACAUCUUUACAUCACAGUUCUUAGUUUCUGUACAUAUUUACAUCACACGUUUUAGUUUAUGUACAUCUUUACAUCACAGGUUUUAUUUUCUGUACAUAUUUACAUCACAGGUUUUAGUUUCUGUACAUAUUUACAUCACAGGUUUUAGUUUCUGUACAUAUUUACAUCCUAUAAUACAUAAAAAAGACAAAGUUUGCUAGAUUAUUUUAUAAAGACAUAUUAUUGUAACUGAAAGAAAACCCAAGGUUGCUCUGUUUACUCCAAAUGCUUAAAAUAGUCAUCAAGCAUUUCUAAAUGAUGUGGCCAUGAUUUAUUUGGAUUGUUCAUGCUGUUUGCAUUCAAUGGCCUCAUACCACUGAGUAAACUCAUGAUUUUCAUCAUUGAUUUCGUAACAGACUUUUAAAAAGCACAGCACAAUUGCAAGAAAAUAAUCUAAUAAAUAAAUUUUACAAAAUUAUUUCAGAGUCAGUCUCUGCCACUGGUCCUCUUGAAGGGCCCAAUGGGGCUCAUGACUGUGAGUACAACAACCCAUGUGAACAACGGUGUGUGAUUAAUGAGGAGAGUUUGCUUCAGUGCAAAUGUUAUGAUGGCUACCGCCUGGCAGCAGACAAGAUGGCAUGUGAAGGUAAUCAGGACAUAAUUAAAUAUGAACAUGUUUUUUUUAACUGAACAACUUUCCUACUGAGGCAAAAUAUUCCAAACUGGAAAAGCAAUAUGUUGUCUUUUAGCAGGAAGGACAAAUGGCUGAAAAGUUAUCUGGCUGUAUUUAAAAAAUUAAUGAACAGAGUUACACACAUGCCCUUUUGAAUAAAUGCCAAUAUUUUUUUGAAAUAAAUAUCGUUGUAGCAUGAUUUGUUUGCAUACAAAUACAUGAGUGACAAAGUUUAGAUGAACAUUCAAUGAAAAUUAUUUCGCAUUUCUUUAAUGAAUAUAUUCACUAUAGGGGAAGAAAACGUUAAAAAAAUAAAAUGUUAUGAAAGCUAAACCUCAUACGAAAAAAUGGACUGAUAGUUUUGGAUUUUGACCUAUGCCUAAACAAAUCAAUGGGUUCGCGCAUACAGGCAGAAAGCCGUGGAUCGAUCAGAAUGAAAGGAUGUGGUGAAGCAGGCCAGGGUCCUGUAUGGGAUGUGGCGCCAUUGAUGAUGAUGAAGGAAGAAAAAGAGAAUUUGUCACUUAAAAUUUUCUUGAGGUUUAAAUGUGAUCCAUGCAGUCGAAAUUGCAGUAAAUAUAACUAACUGAAAACUGUUUUACUCCGAUCCCCAUGUUUUCAGAUAUUGACGAAUGUAAGGAGAAAUCAGCAACUUGUCCUGGGGUCCAGAUGUGUGUCAAUACAAGAGGUGGCUACACAUGUGUCACUCGAUGCCCUCCUAACUUGGUACAGAACCAAGUAACUGGUGUCUGUGAACAAGGAAAGCAACACUGUAAGACUGGAUUCUUAUUCAAUGCAGAAACCAACAAAUGUGAAGGUAAGCUCUAUAUAUGGUGUGCUAUCUGCAUGAUUCAGAUGCCAGUUUGGUUGGGUUGGUGGGAUUCAAUGCAGAAACCAACAAAUGUGAAGGUAAGCUCUAUAUAUGGUGUGCUAUCUGCAUGAUUCAGAUGCCAGUUUGGUUGGGUUGGUGGGGUGGGGGGGGGGGGGACUUUGACAAGUAAGUUUAUUUAACAUUUUCUGAUGCCGGUCUGAACAAUUUCAUUUUUUUUCCACAACUACUGUCCCAAUAUAUAGUAUUUUAUUACCCUUCUUUCAUUUUUCUUGUUCACCAUGUUCAUGGCCACAUUAUUUGCUAUGUGCCAUUUAAUGAUUUUUUUUAAAAAUUAGAAUCACUAAUUCACAUUUAUAGAAUAUCCAUGUGUGUCUUUAUGUCAUAUUUGAAGGCUUUCUUUGUAUGUUCCUUUAAAGAUCAAAAUGUAUUCUGAGUCUUCAAAAGAAUGGUUAUUUUCUUUAUUGUAUUUGAUCGAUGGGAUUAAAGGUCCUCUAUAAAAUGGAAUAUUUUCUCAGGAAUCAUCAGGACCAGAAGAGGAUAUUUGUGAAACUAGGUAUGGGUAAAACCUAAAAAAAUGUGACGUAACAAAACAACAAAAGAAUCUGCAAGAAACCUUCUUCAGUGAACAAACAACGAGUUGCACAAAUGUAAAAAUAAACAUGACGUCCUAUUUUCAGGAUUUCACAUACCUUAUUUCACAUAUUUCCUUCUACCUUGCCUGAUUGCAGUCUCUUUCUACCUUAUUAUAAUGAUCAGGACCAGCUGUGGUUAGGCAGAGGAAAUAAAAUCUAAAUAUUGAUUUAGUUCUCAUAUAUUAGACACCAUAUUUUUCUGAGUAUAUUAAAAAUGAUUGUUUUUUUACUUGAGGUUAAUACUCCCUGAGUAUAUCACAAAUGUUUUUUUUUAAUCGAGGUUUAUACUCCCUGAGUAUAUUACAAAUGAUUGUUUUUUUACUUGAGGUUUAUAUUCCAACAUUGGUACAGGUUUAUUUUCUCUUAUUUUCAGAUCUGAAUGAAUGUGGUCUGGGCAUUGACUCUUGUGACACUGGUGCAAGAUGUGAGAACACCAUUGGUUCCUAUGUGUGUCGUAGGGAACGCCACUGUGGAACCGGCUACACAUUAGAUGAAGAGUCUCAAAAAUGUAUAGGUAGGCCUAUUUGUCAUAUAUCUAUCAUCAGGUCUCCAAUCUUGUGACAAAAACUUCUACUAAUGUCAUAUUAUGGAUAUCACCUGAAUGAUUUAUGCUCACAGAUUAAAUAAUUAUAAUUUAAAUUGCAAUGCACUGACAUCUAGGAAUAUUAAUAAUAGUUUUUAUUACUGGGGAAAAAUCAUUUUCAUCAAAAUAAUCAAAUGUACCCCAUUAUAAUUAUUGCCCUUAUCUUGAUAUAUAAAAGUGCAAUCUAUGAAAUUAAAAUAAUUAGAAAAAUUGGAAAUGAAAUUAUAAAGAAAAAAAAGAUCUUUCAGUGAUUUAAAAAAAAAAAAGAAUAGAGAGUCACAUGAAAAUACUACAAAAAUGUUGGGGUCCCUUUUGGCAAGAAAAAAAAGGUGCAGCAUUUAAUUUAAUUACCCGUAAUAAUUUGAUUUUUUUCUAACCAUAAAACCAUAAAAUAUUCCUUAUGCUAUCUUUCAGAUAAUGAUGAAUGUGUUCUUGGUACGCAUAACUGUAAUGAUGGCUAUAGAUGUCAGAAUAUUCAGGGAUCAUUUAGGUAAGACACUAUACCCAUCAAUUAUCCAGUUUUAGUAGAGGGAAUGAUUGUAAAGUCUUUUUUGACAAUAUUUUUGACCAUUGUUGAUUUGAUUUUUUUCUGGCCUAAUUAUAAGCUCUUUUAAUUUAAACCAUGUGUGCACUGACUUUCUCUUGGCUUUUUUUUUUUUAGUUAGCAAAGUGUGCAUUAUCCCAUGUGCAGAUACUUUGAAUUUUAAAAGACAACUUUUGUUAUGUAUAAAUAUUUUUAAUGAUUUUAAACAAUUUCAAUGAUUUUUUUAUCAAAAUAUCAAUUUUAUUAGCACAAAUAGCAAAAGAUAGUGUCAAUUUAUUUUGAAAAACAUACUGGCAUAAUCCCUGCAAGUUGCUUGUAGAAGCAAAUUGAAAAAUACCAAAUUGAUCGCAAGGGCUAAUGCAAACCUCAUUGGACAUAUUAUAUUGUUUAAAAACACAUUGAUAAAUAAUUUUUAGAUGUGUUCCAAAGCCAUGUGCCAAAGGAUUCAGAUUUGACCCAGUAAAAGCUGAGUGUAUUGCAAUCCAAUGUCCGGUUGGACUUAAACCAAAUGAGGCUGGCAAUUGUGUAGGUAAGUCUUAUUUCCACUUCAGAAAUUGUAGGCAGAUAAAUAGCAAUUAAGACACUGAUGGGUAGAGGAGAUGGUCAAAUUAAGAAAUGUUUUCUAAGGCGACAAAUAAGAAGUUGCAAAAGGUUGUGACAACUGCUUGUGUAUACAAGAAUUUAAUAAACAAGAAAGUUUUAAAAUGUUCUUCUUCUUCUUCUAUAUCUUAAGGGCCCACGAUCAAUUUAUUGAUCAUUUUGGCUCCUAUGCAUGUAGAUGGGAUUUGCAAUGUUAGACUAUAUCAUGCUCUAAUUAUCAAAGAGCAAUCAUACAUUUUUCUAGAAAUGGGGGUGAGUUGAUACUCCAUUACAAGAGCUGUAAAAGAAGAAAGAAAAAAAUAAGCAAUUUUACUCAUACUGAAAUCACAUUAUAUUAAUCAAGGUUAAAGUAUUUAAUUAUCAUUUGCGUUUAGAAAAUUUAAAAAAUGUAUGUUUUAAAAAAUCACUGUGCUUUAUUAACAGAUAUUAAUGAGUGCAUAGAAAUGGGUGAAACUGCCUGCCGACGACACCAGAAAUGUGUUAAUACGAGAGGUUCUUAUCACUGUCGUAAUAUUGUCAACUGUCCUGCAGGAUAUGAACCUUCAGAAACAAAUGGCUGUUUAGGUGAUUAUCUUUUGGUGUUUUAUUUUAUCAUUAAUUAUCUUUUUUUUUUAAAUUGAAAAAAAAAUGUACUUUAUAGUAAAACAAUAUUGGAAUUUAAAUCCAGUUUUAGAUUAUAAACAUAUUAAAAUGAUUUUUCUGAGAGAUACGGCAAAAUGUAUAAACAGAUAAUAUAUGUGCAUAGGUAAUUUUAGAAGAAUAUCCCUAUGUGUGUCUUCCUGACAGUUUAUUAUAUUUGAGGAAAAUGAAACCUAAAAUUCUUUAGGGCAAACAUAUUAUACACAAUCACACAGUCCCAUCUGCCCUUCAUCCCCUGUGGCCGCAGGGGGCCUUGGUUAUGUUAGUGCCCCAUCGUUUUGAAUGUGAUAUGGAAACUAUAUAAAAGGAAGUAUUACAAAUGUUUUUGUUGUAUGUUCUUCAAACACAACGAUGACCAAAACAAUUUUCGACUUGAGUGGUAGCCUUGACUUAGCUGUAAUUUUGUUUUAAGUGUGUGAGUGUUGCUCAGUUUGUCAGCCUCACGCUCUCAUCCUUGCCUAUUUGAUCCAAUGACAAGGCUUAGUCAAGAUGACUGGAAAUAGACCAGGAUGCAGUAGAUAACCAGCAGAGUGUGGGUAUGUUUCUUUAUGUGUUCUACCUCACAGGAGUUGUUGGAAUUUCCAUUGAGUCAAUGUCAUACCGCCUAUAGCACUCCAUCUCCGGGUUUGAUUUCAGAGUUUGUUUUCUCUUAGAUGAGUUGCCAUCCAAGGUUAAGUGACACGAUGGCUCUGUAUCCAUGUAGGACUGGUUAAGGUGUAAUUUGGAUACAAAGUUUUCCAAUAAGCUAUAAUGUCACAUUUGAAAGGAAAUUAGAUGUUUAUUAAGUUAAAUAUAAUUUCAUUGAUGAUGUCUCAAUCAAUUACCAUUGUAUAACUAUCUCUAUUUUUUAAAUGUAGCAAGCUGUUAUUUUAAAUAUAUAUCUACUAUCGCAUAAAGUUUUUGAUUUGUUGUUAUCCACUAGUGUGUAGUUUUUAAUCUUGAUAAUUAAGAGAAAAAAUUAUUGGAUGAAAGUUAGGCAAUGAAGACUAUGAAGUAUGAUGUAACUAUCCCAAUUAUAUAUUAACUAUUGGGAAUGAAGAACUCAAAAACUAUUGUAUUUUUUUAGAUGUUAAUGAAUGUGAACGUGGAACUCACAAAUGCGAGACUGAACAACAAUGUAUAAAUAAACAAGGGACGUACUACUGUCAGUGUCCUAGAGGAAUGAAACAUGACCAUCUUGGACGUUGUGUAGGUAUGUAGAUACAUGAAACAUAGCAGCAUUAGAAAUUCAUCAAUUUUUUUAAAAUUUUAAACUAAGUAGCAAACUAUCUCUACGUCUCUUUGUUACAUUGGCUAUUAUAAUUUUUUGUUAAAAAGAUGCUAGUCUUUACUAAGGUUAAAUUUGUGCAUUCUGGAAUGCAAUGUUUGAGUGUCAUACAAGUAAAUUUCUUCUUUAGAAAAAAAGACUAUGAAAGUUUUCAGUGAAAUUUAAAAAAAUAAAAUAUGAAUGUUUUUGUUUUCAGAUGUGGAUGAAUGCUCAUAUGGGGCUGCCAUCUGCCCUACAAAUUCUCACUGUGUUAACACAAUAGGAUCAUUUAAAUGUGAAUGCAGUGACGGAUUAGUGGAUGAUGGGAACGAUGCUUGCUCAGGUAACCACAAUAUUUAUAGUUUUCCUUUACUAUUUUCAAACAUCUUUAAAUCUUUAAAAAAAUAAAGUUUUAUGAAAGGAACAUUCUUUUAAUUAAUGUAUUUUUAACACAUAAAAUAAAACUUUAAAGGUCUUUAUGUUUUUACAUAAACAAAAAUGUUUUAAAAUAAAAUACAAAUGUUUUUAAAUAAAAUGUAAAAAUGUGCUUGCAUUCUGUUGAUCCUGAUAAGUCAAUCCUUUUUAUUUAAAUCUCAAUACUCUAUGAGCAUUGUUGACACAUUUUAUCCACUUUUACUUUGCAAAUUAUAUUUAACUUUUGCAAUUUCAGACUUUAACAAUAUACAACAAUAGUAAAUAUUCUUCUUAUAUAUUUUGAGGGCCCAGGAUCAAUAUAUUGAUCAUUCUGGAUCCUAUGUUUGUAGAGGUGUUCGCGAUGUAACUGUGCAUGGUUUUGAAGAGGAUACUUCACUGGAUGCAAUGGCUACUCAGUGAUGGUAUUAAGAACUGGGGGUUGGAAGACAGGAGGCAAAAAGAAGCAAAUUUUUCCAGUGUAGUCGCCUCAACUGUUGCUUGAAUAAAUGAUAAACAAGAGAUAUUUACAAUUAUAAUAGAUCACAUUGUAAAUGCAGUAAGGAGUGACAUCAAAGUUGAAAAUUUCCGCUUUCAGAUAGCAUUUUAAUAUUGUGACUAACUUCUAAGUCUUAAAUACUUAAAUAUCUAAUCAGUGAUGCACCAAAAAGACAAAUAUAAAACCGUAGACAGCCCAUGCCUCAGAAAAACUCUUUAUAUUAUAUAUGUCCUAUAAUUUUCUGUCUGACUUAUUUCAGAUGUUGAUGAGUGUCAAGCUGAGGGCAUAUGCCAACAAAAUUGUGUCAAUGUCCUUGGCUCAUUUUUCUGCUCAUGUAACAGAGGCUAUCAGUUGCGUGAUGAUAAACGAACUUGUGAGGGUAGGUCGGUGUACAAAUAAGGUCAGGUUAAUUCUUUAAAAUAUUAUAAUCAAAAACUAGUUUUCUUUCAUUAAAUGUAAAUUAAUGUUUCAAUAUCACAUCAAUUUUAAGUGUGUCAGUAUUGUAAUCUCUGACUUCCAGCGGAUGGCUUUAAAAAAUAGUGGUAGUUUUAUCCCUAGGUCUCAGAUAUUGUGUAUCAUGGUAUUUUAAAUAGAAUUUAACUAUUUAAACCUAAAACAAACUAUUGUGAAACCCUUAGCCUUUUUGCCAUAAAAAAUGGUAGAACUAGAACACACUUCAAUAAGUUUCAAAAAGUUUCCUUAAUGUUGUCAUUGAUUACAUAAGCAAUCGAAAAGGCUAAAUCUUCAUGAUAUAUGACCUGUCUAUAACUUAAAAACUUUGGCAAAAGAUAACUAAUCCUCCUUUGUAUUCAUUCACUAGAUAUAGAUGAGUGCACUCAGUUUGGUGGCCGUGGUGGUAACAAUGGUGUGUGCGCCGGUCGUUGUGUCAAUGUGCCUGGGUCCUACAAGUGUGAGUGCCCAGAGGGCUGGAGGCUAAAGCCUGAUGGUCGCUCAUGUGAAGGUGAGUCAGUGAGACAACAUUGUUUACUAAAUUGAAGUAAAUUUUAACUUAUAUAGUAGAGCUGUUACUUUUUCACAUAUAGCAAAUUCCCAAAGUUAAAACCAUAAACAGAGUCUCAAUAGCUAGUAUAAAUAUUAAAAGGUUAAUAAUAUUUUUUCAAUACUCAUCACUUGUAUAGUAUCUUCAUUAUUCGUGUGAUGUUUCAAUUGAAUUAAAAAAAAAGAAAAGUUUCAGUAUUUAUAUUUCAAAAGAAGAUCGGAUUGACUGUGUCAAUAUUGAAUCUACUUUCAUGAUAACUUUUGGAACUUUUUAAACAUUGAUAAUGAUCAUUCACAGCCUGCAUUGCCAUGUCAGCAUACAAUAAAAGAUUCAGAAAACCAAAACACGAGAAAAUACAUGAGCUUUAAAUCAGCGUUUCCCAAACAUUUAAGUUUGGCGGAACAGCGGACAAGUUUUGAAAUAGUGAAAAGGGCCGUUGCCAGAUUUAUUAAAUUACAUUUUCUUUUUCUUGGACCAAAAGUAUUCAUGUUGUUUGGACCCAAAGUGUAAGGCCUGUGGACCAUAGCCAGUCCACAUACAACCAUUUGGGUCAUGUUGUGUUAACCCACAGUGCUGUAUGUGGACCAUAACCAGUCCACAGACAACUAUUUGGGUCAUGUUAUGUGGACCCACAGUGUAAGGCCUAUGGACCAUAACCAGUCCACAGACAACCAUUUGGGUAACACCCUUUAAAUAACCAGUUAAAAUUUUUACAGAAUAUUGUAGGUCUUUGGGCUGCAGAAAUAAAUUAGGUUCAAAGUUCAGGUGAAUAGAAAUUAGGUUCAAAGUUCAAGUGAAUACAAUCAUUUGACAUUUAAUCUUUUGCUCUCAAAGCUCUUUGUGUGAAUUUUUACUUACCAUCUAUGUGUAGCAGAACUAUUUAUAGGUAUAGAACUUAAACAAAUUAUUUAUAUACAGAAAAUAUUUAUGGCAAAUGACAUCCAUAAGGACAUGUAGAUGAUGUGUACUUAUUUAAAUAUCAAUAAAUGUUGAAUAAUACUUUUAAAUGUUUUAAACUCAGAUGUGAAUGAAUGCAGUGAACUGACAGCUUACUGUCCACAUCCUGAAAGUAUGUGUUUCAACAUACGAGGCGGCUACAAGUGUCCCAUUGUCAGGUGUCCCGACGGGUUUAUCAAAACCAAUGCAUCGGGUCAACAAAACAGGUGAGUUUUUGUGGUUAAGUCAGAUAAAGUCAUGCAUGGCAGAUGUUGGCUAAAUAAAUAUAUGUUCUAAUAAAUUAAGAUUAAUGCUACAAUGUAGGCCUAUACUAAUGCCACUAGUUGAAAUUUAAAAGCAUGUUAUCAGGGCUAGUUCAUAAAUUAAACUAACACAAUAAAAACUUAAUUAUAUCACUAUUUCACUGUUGCCUUUUGUGUCUUUUGUAUGAAAAACAUAUUUUAAUAUUUUAAUAUAUAGUUGAGAACGUCUCAUUCCUAACAUUUUUCCCAUUGCCAACCACCAGUUUACGAUGUAAGCGGAUAUCCACCGACUGCCUAGAGUGUCGUCGUGGUCUUAUCUCCAGGACUUACAACUUCCUGUCUUUUGCGUCAAAUGUUAUUGUGCCGGCGCCACUUUUUUCCAUGACUGGAAGCAGACUUGUUGACAAGUUUUAUACAUGGGACCUUGAAUUGUUGUCAACUAGACCUUUGAGAGCUGGUGUACUAACUGCUCAAGUGAACGAUUUUUCCUUGGAGAAGAGCCGCGACUUCUCACGAGUUACUCUGAUCAAACGUAUUGAAGGGCCACAGGAUAUUGUGCUCAAGUUAUCCAUGAAUGUAACGAGCUAUUACAAAGGUUUUGAAGGCACGGCAGAGUCAAGAAUUUAUCUGUAUAUAACUGAAGAUGAAACCAGUAACUAACACAUGCAUAUUUCAUGAAACGCAGAGCCAGAGAUCAAAAUACUUUUUCACUGCAGCUUGUAUUGUCUUGUACAAUUAACCCGUAACUUGCCUUGCAAAGAUGCCAAUGAAAACGUUUAUUUGAAUGAUGUAUUUAUUUAUAUGUUCCAUUUUAUUUGCAUUAUAUAAACAUGUGUUAAAAUAUAAAUCAUAUAUAAAAAUCAAAAUGAAAUCUUUGUUGUUGCCUACCAUUUUAAGGAUUUAACAAUUUAUAAGAUAAAAACAAAGAUUUAAGUAAAUACAAAAAGAGCAAUACCAAAAAAGUCAAUGACAUUUACAAUUUAUUUAUUAUCCUAUUUCUCAUAUAAAGUACAACUUUAAGUGUACAAAAUUUAAGCUAUAGUAACUCUGGUAACUCUAGUAACUCUAGUAACUCUGGUACAAUACUGAAACAAUUUAAGAUGAUGGAAAAGUUUUUUGAUACAUAUUUAAGCAUCCCCCUCUUGCAGUCAGUCUCUAUGUGUGCAUUAUUCAUGAUCACUUUUGGUAAAAUGUGAAUGGUUAAAUGACUAGCCCAACCUAUCAAGCGUCUGAAUCUCAUGGUGUGCAAAUAUGGUGUGUAGUUUUGGACCAUUGCAGAUACAAUCUAGUCUUAGUUCUAAUCCAACACUUGCAAGAGAUUUGUGUCUCGGAAGACACACCAAGCUAACAUUUACAGGACAUUCAUUUCUUGGAAGACACACCAAAUUAGCCUUUACAGGACAUUCAUUUCUUGGAAGACACACCAAGUUAGCUUUUACAGGACAUUCAUUUCUUAGAAGACACACCAAGUUAGCUUUUAAAGGACAUUCAUUUCUUGAAGGGUCCCAUCCACCCGGGUGCUGGUGAUGUUUUUGCUUGACUGGGCUUUGGCUGUAAUUGAACUCCAGACCACCAAAAUGAGAUUUGCUCAGUUUAGUUUGCUUCAAUUUAUAAGACAUUCGUGUAUUUCAAGAUUCUAGUCUAACUUUUAUAAUGAAUUGAUUUAUUUCUUACAUGACUAAUAACAAUUUUUUCCCCUUUACUACAGAUCUUUGUAUAGCGAACACCCUAAAUUGAAAAAAUAAGCCCACCCCCUUCAAAAAAAAUAAUUGCUGACCAAAAGUCAAAGAUGCAUAGGUCUACUUUUGACACAGUGUCAUUCUAAGACAUUGAUUAGAACAUCUGAGAGCUGAACUGAGAGCUGAACUAGAGCUGAGCCGGCUGACGUUUUUUUGUCCGGUGUACACAGAGACAGGGAAUUUGGGAUGAUUACAAUUCAGAAACUAUAAAAAACGCGAAGUUUCUUAACCUGCAUGUAUAUCUCCAGUACGGGUGGGCAUUGAUUGUUGGCAUGUGCAAAACACACACAAAAAAAAAAAAAAAAAUCUCCUCCCCCCCUCCCUCCCCCCCCCGCACUUCUUUUUUUACUAUCUCCCCUCUGCAUCCGUACACAUGAGCUAACUAAAAAAAAAAAAAAAAUCCCCUCCCCCCCUCCCCCCCCCCCCCGCACUUCUUUUUUUACUAUCUCCCCUCUGCAACCGUACACAUGAGCUAACAACACCCCCCCCCCCGGCACACGCACGCACACAAUAUCACUGCAUUUGUAGACAAGUGUGACGUCGCAGAAAGUCAUGUCACAGGACGUUUUCUCCGCCAUCUGUUUGGCACAGCCCAGUGGUUCCCAGUUUGUUCGCCACGUCACCCUAGGGAGCUACGGCUUCCCCUCGGGGGGCGCCACGAAAUAAUACACGAUUUUCAUAAUUGUAUUUCCACUUUCGAUACAAUGUGACAGGAAACGACAUCUAGCGGAUGUGGUGCAAACCAGAAUCUCUGACUUAAAUGAUUACUGUUUGUAGGUCUCCCCCCCCCCCCCAUUUUUUUUCUCCAAAUUUAUUAUACACAUUAAAUGGUUACUAGAUACCACUUAGAGGCCCACAAAUGUUUUAAUUAUAUUUACCCAAUGCUCUAAUCUAUUAGUGAUUUGACAUAGGUUGCCUGGGGAAACACAUAUUCGGCCAAAGCCCUACAAUAGCAUGGGCUGUAGCGCCACAGACACAGGGACGGAUGGAGUAGCCCAGCCAGUGGUCGGAAAAUCUUUAGCGACCUGAAUGUGGCUCGGCCAGCCGACCACAAAUCGGGUAUGACUCAAAAUAAAAAUAUGGUUCUUGGCAGGUUCUUGAAAAGAAAUUUGGCUGUCAAUUUUUUUAAAUAUUUUUUUUUAUUCAUCCUGCUGCUGAUUUUUAGCUCUUUUGACUAAUGAGUUUGCCGACCAUUGGAGUAGCCAAACAAAAUAAUUACGUCACACGUUAGGAACACACUAAGCCGAAUAGAGGACUAAAUAUUAUAGGAAAUUUAAAGUAAUAGCUUUUUUGGCAAGAGGAAAUGCCAUGAUCAUAACCAAAGAUAUAAUGUGUUUGCAUGCGUAUCCGGAAAUUUGUUUGAAAGAAUUUCGUCGACGGAAAAUUGAUCGAACGGAAAUUUGGUCGAAUCUUUUUUCAGUUCACAUGUUAAAAUUUUGCAUCGAAUUUCUUUUUGAACGCAUUAUUUUGUUUACUACAAGGCACAGUAUUAACAAUGUAUGUAACCAAGCAAACCAAGCCUUGGGGUUCUUAAGGCGAAAUCUAAAGAUUGGCAACUCCUGUGUGAAAGAAAGAGCAUAUAAAGCCUUUAUCCGUCCGAUUUUAGAUUAUGCAUCUUCAGUCUGGGACCCAUUUACCCAGAAGAGCAUUGACAGGUUGGAGGCGGUCCAGCGACGAGCAGCACGUUUUGUCCUAAACCGCUACAGGAAUACCUCUAGUGUUGGCAGCAUGCUAGAAACACUAGGCUGGUCACCAUUGGAGAAACGACGACGACAAUCCAGGCUCUCCAUGAUGUACAAGAUAAAUAAUGGGCUGGUCCACUGUUCCAGUAUUAAACAGAAACUCGUCCCUCUCCCCCAUAGACAGCGACGAGGCCAUGACAGGCAAUUCAGGCUCAUACCAGCAAGAAGCCAGUAUAGGAGCUGCUCAUUCCUGCCCAAGACAAUCAGGGACUGGAACCAUCUUUCAAAAGGAACAGUUGAGGCGACAACACUAGACACAUUUGUGUCUAUUGCCUCAAGCCUUCAAACCCCUAGUGCAUAAUUUCCUCAUCACCACCAGUAACAGAAACAUUGCAAAUCCCAUCUACAUGCAUAGGAGCCAAAAUGAUCAAUAAAUUGAUCGUGGGCCCUUAAGAUAUAGAAGAAGAAGAAGAACAUAAAUAAGCAAUGAAAAAUGAGGCAAGCGUGAUGUAUUGCCUAUUGUAAUUGAUUCGUAUAAUAAUUUGUUGCUUUUUGCUACACCAUACUUAGGUUGUUUAAUGUCCUUUAAAAAUAUAUAUAGGCCUAUAUAGUUUUCUUGAACGCACAUAAUAAUGAAAUUAAAAUGCUGAUAUGUACAAAAAAGGGGAAUUUUCAUUGUUUUUUUUUUUUUUUUUUUUACAUCUGCCUGGAGCAUUGGUUACCAUAGAAACAUGUGGAAGAUGCGGUUAAGCUACUACAGAAAGAUGUCAGGGAACGCACGUUGUGCGAUUGGAGUGGGAAUGUUUUUGGAAUUACCAGAAAGGGAAAAAAAAGCAGGGGGGGGGAACGUGAUUUUACUUUUUUUUAAAAUUAGUAUGCGUCAAUUUUCAUAUUGGAUGUGUCAAUAAUAACCAGUGGCGUAUCGAGGGUGUUUGGCGCCCGGGGACAAGAUCCAUUUUUAGCGCCCCUUUUUCUUUUUUUCAACUCUCAAACCCAUUAUUUUCAUAAAUAAAAUAUUAUCAAAGCACAUUUUGGCGCCCCUAACUAGCUGGCGCCCGGGGACAUCUGUCCCCCCUGCUCCCACCACGCUACGCCUCUGAUAAUAACCAAUUGUUGGAUGUUGCUUUCCUUAACUUACUUAAUACGAGGGUAUCUUUUUUCACCACCCAUCCUUCUUCCCCAAAGUGAUGAAACAAGAGACGGGCAAGGUGUCGUCUGCGGCAGAAAGAAUUGUAAACCUUCCGAUGUAGCGUGUGCCCGAAACAAGACCAAAACCUUAUCCUGGGAGUUCUUGUCCAUGCCGGGGUAUGUUGAUAAGUUAAAUUUAAAUGAAUCAAAACUAUGAUUGUGAUUCACAGACAUGCAACACAAGCAAAUAACGAUUAAUGGGUCCUAUGGAGAUUUGAUAUAAAAUAAAUAAAAUAAAACAUUCUUUCUAACUGAUCUUUUGCUCCAAGAUGGGUCACAAAUAAAAUUAUAUAAAUAAAACAUAUAAAUAAAUAUAGUAUUAUAAGUAAACCAAACAUUUUUUCGAGAGUUUCAUAAAUGUUUGAUAUAAUAAUGUUAAGUAGGCAAGUAAUUUAUUUCUUCGAUUUAAUUUAUUCCACUUAAUUGAAGACUUUCAAAAAAAAAAUCUCAUCAGCUUUGACUUCAUUACUGCUCCAUUGACGUUGAUGACGAUUCAAACUAUCCGAUACACUAACAAACGCUCCACAAAUCUUCAUCUUGUAAUUUUGAGUGGUAACGAGGACAAGCUAUUUGCCACUGCAGUCAACGGAGAUUCUGGUACGGUAGUAAAAAAAAAAAAUCAAGUUGAAUAUAAUCAUUCACCAUAAAAUAAAUUCAAUCAAAGCGAAUAUCAUUGUGCUGUUCUGAUUGUAUUGUCUUAAGCAGUGGCGUAGCUAGGUUUAAUGCCACCCGGGGCGGGCAAAGAUUUUUGCCGCAGCGACCACGAAAAAACCUUGUAGUUCGACGAAAAAUGCCGCCCCUCAGUAUAUAGAGGAAAAGUGCCGCCCGGGGCGGACCUCCCCCUGCCGCCCCCAUCACGCUACGCCACUGGUCUUAAGCUAUUUUCUUCGAUCAUAUUCUCCUCGGUUUCUUUCUUUCACUUCACAGCAAGUCUUUUAUUGUUGCGUCCCUUGAAUGCGCCCACGGACAGAGAACUAGUGCUUUGCCUUCAAAACAGAGACAAAACGAAUCAAAAACUCAUCUCCCGCCAUGUUACACGUGUUUUGAUCUUUGUGAGAGACACAAUUUAAUUUGCAAGGAAAGAAACUCGUUUAUCAUAUAGAAACAUUCUCGUCUAUUUAAAAUUAAAACGAACACAUUUUUAAAUAACU
Molecule: messenger RNA, 34300 nt
Organism: Lymnaea stagnalis (great pond snail)
Lineage: Eukaryota; Metazoa; Mollusca; Gastropoda; Lymnaeidae
Source: the annotation of a GenBank genome assembly